GCACUCUUUAUCGAUUCACGUAUCCUCAAGAUUGCCCAAGGUGAGUAAUAUCUAGCGUUGCUGGCAAGGAAGGCAAGGUGGAAGCGCUGGACCGAGGGAACGGUCGGAUUUGCAGGAGAGAGGUUGGCCGCUUAGCACACGAUGGUUGACAAGAUGAGCAGGAACAAGAAUACGGGGGGCGAAUGGCAAACACGCUGCAUUGAAAAAGGGCUCCGCGAGCUUGUUCACUCGUCACCGGCAGGCCUUUUUUGGGUUUCCAGAUCUAGUGGGCUUGCGUUGCACCAGCAGGGUCGGCGUGGCUCCGCGCAAAGGUGCCCAUCAUGCUACAUGGCGCUUGCAUGAGAGCCGGUAGGUCCAUUCCAGGCGCACCGCCUGCAAGCACACGAUCACGGAAGCCUCCAGUCUCGCUGUCUCUUCAGUCUCGCUAUUGCUUUAGCCGCUCAUCCGCCAUCAUUCCGAAACCAUCUUCAGAUGCCGCCCAAGAAGUCGGCAAUUCUCGCUGCGGCGACCAAGACUGCCAAGAAGAAGAAGUGGUCCAAGGGCAAGGUCAAGGACAAGGCACAAAACAUGGUCGUGCUCGACAGGCCCACCUACGACAAGAUCCUCAAAGAGGUUCCCACCUUCAAGAUGAUUAGCCAGUCCACAUUGAUUGACCGAAUGAAGAUCAACGGAUCAUUGGCUCGCGUUGCCAUCCAACACUUGGUUCGCGAGGGUCAGAUCAAGAAGGUCAUUCAUCACCGUGGUCAAUUGGUGUACACCAGGGUUGGAAGCGACUAGGUAUGCCCAGAGAUGGAAUUUUCCAAGGCGAAUCCUCGAACGCCGACCCAUCAGUCAAUCUCCUCAUUGUGUACCACAACCCAAAAGACCAGUCAAGCACCUUCAUGCCACGCCAGUCAUCAAGCUCUACUUUGCAGAAUGAUGAAUACAUGCGUUCCCGGUA
Messenger RNA from Ceraceosorus guamensis, 940 nucleotides. RefSeq names its product ribosomal protein S25. The transcript has 3 exons. Gene Ontology annotation, molecular function: structural constituent of ribosome. Gene Ontology annotation, cellular component: cytosolic small ribosomal subunit. NCBI's taxonomy places the organism in Eukaryota, Fungi, Basidiomycota, Exobasidiomycetes, Ceraceosorales, Ceraceosoraceae. The coding region runs from base 472 to 777 and encodes 101 amino acids. The record is from RefSeq and is a predicted model, not a curated record.